Messenger RNA from Spodoptera frugiperda (fall armyworm), 17425 nucleotides. Its product is annotated as extracellular matrix-binding protein ebh-like. The transcript has 16 exons. The record is from RefSeq and is a predicted model, not a curated record. Lineage: Eukaryota; Metazoa; Arthropoda; Insecta; Lepidoptera; Noctuidae. The coding region runs from base 286 to 17361 and encodes 5691 amino acids.
AUGACGGCAUCGCUACACAAAUUCUAAAUUGUUAUAUAUUUUUAUAUUUUUUUAUACAUAUAUACUUAAACAUACCUCAUUCAGAUCAAAUUGUUUUGGGAAAUUGUGUGUUUAUCAGUUUUAAACGGCUCAGUUAUAUACAAAUUAUUGUUUUCUUUACUUGUUUUAUAAUGCAAAUAACCCUCAGUGAGAACUGGCAAGGCUGCUAUAGGCCAGACCUAUACUAUUCACUGCUCCGAGUGCUUAAAAUGACCCAUAUACCCCUACAAGUUCAGUAAAGCUGCAAUGGAGGGGGACGGUGAGGGUAUGAUGGCGAUACUCCAGGGGCUGGAUCCCGCUGGAGUGACCCUGACGGUGAUGAACAGGUCCAGACAGAACACAGACAGACGGAGGUCAACUAGACCUAGGAUACAAUUCAAUGACAACAAUUUCCCUAGGUCUUCAGUGGAGGCCGGCACCGAUGUGAUGAGGAAAUCUGACACUGGAGUGCAGAUCUGUGAUGGGAGAUACGCUAGCAGUUACAAGACGGCACACUGCAUGGUGAGUCCAACGUCUCCACCAGAGGGAGUGUCGGAGUUCCCUCCGCAGAGGAGGGAGCCGUGUCGCAAUCAAGGAAACUUCGAGGUGGGUGGUCACGGCAGCGGGUACGCCAGUCAGAGGUCCAGCUCCAGGUUCCGGGUACACAGCGGAUGCCAGGUUAGGGCAGACAGGAGCAGUGGGGCUCUACUCCACCGCAGCAGGUCCAGUCGCUACACGGAGGCGUUUGUCCACUCCCUGCGGAAGUACCCCUGCGAGGUGACCGGCAGGACUGUCUCCACGGACCUCAUUGAGAGGCUCCUGAGAUAUACGCAGAGCAAGAAUUCAUCUAGAGGAGUAAGACCAUCAAGAAGCAUGAGAUCCCUGCAAGAAGACGGAUCAGAUCUUCGCGACGGCUUCAAGGUGUCGAAGCAUCAGCAGACGUAUACGCGAAGACCGAGAGAAGCACCGAGCGGGCCCAUUGGGUACAAGGGCAGGGCUAAAAGCUUCAGACUGUACUCGCCUGUGAGUGAGAGUCGACAUCUCAGAGAAUCUCUAUACAGAGAACCGAAAUUCAGUACCAGCUACGACUAUUUGAGGGCGGGCACCACUCGCAACAGAUCGGAAGGUUCCCCAAGCCCGUCAGGAUCCAGGAGUCCGUCGCAGCCUCGCCCGCUCCGGUUCGAACGACCAGCCCAUUCUGUGCGGGACAUGAGCCUGAGUGACGUCUCCAAAUACAUCAGGAGUACUAUCCGGCAGAUUUACAGGGAACGGCCUUAUGUGUUCCAAGUGUGUCCGCGGCUUAUGAACCGAUACUACCAGCAUAAGAAAGUCUGUCCGGUUCAGAAUGAUGGGGCAGACGAACCCACGGUGAUGAACGACCAAGAGAGUGCAGGCCCCAGAUCCAUAUCGUCUCGUUUCUUACCGACUAAAAGUAGCUGUUCCGAGCCAAAGAUUGGUCAGUCGGUUGGGUUUCAGUGUAACGGCACGUACUGCUCGUGCAGCCGGUCCAUCCAGUGCAGCUGCUACCCCGACGCAGCCACCAACACCUCCCUCACCAACCUCCAACCCAAAAAACCCAAACACUUCUGCUGCCCAAAACUGAAUACUUCUGGUGCCAAAUGUGCUUGUCCAGAAGAGACUUACAAAGUACCUAUGAUUUGCUCCUGUGCUAACGACGAUGAGAUGUACUACAACCAUCGCAUCGAUGAAGAAAUCUCUGAUUGGCUGAAACAUGUUCCUGUUCAAAGUAUUGAAAGCGCUGACGUGAAAAGGAAAAGAGAUUCCAUGGUUAGACAGCUCAGGAAAACUUUGAAACAACUUCGAGAUGAUGAGAAUUCUGAUGAUAAUGUCACGAAGGAAGUCAAAACGUUCAUUGCAGAUUUCCCUAUUUGGAGCCCUGGGAAGGAUAAAAAGGAUGAAAUGCAAUUCAAAGAUAAACUAGCAGAAACUCUCAUUGGAAGAAUUACAAGUGUACCAAGGAAACCAGACAAGAUUAAAGAUUUUGUCAGGAAAUGGGCGCGGGAGAAUUUAGAGUUUGAAGAUGGUAUAGAUGAUGCGGACAAGGAAGCAGACAUCGAUAAUAUCGUUAACCAUCUCAAGCAUUUAGCUGCUGAUAGACCUGACAAUGAUGCUCAAUACAAAGAAAUGCUAAUAAAAGAGAUUACAGAAAUGAUUAAGCCGUUACCUUUGAAAAUACAAGAUAAUAGAGAUGGUAUGUUAAAUAAAUGGGCCACUAAACUAGCUGCUUACUUAGUAACCAUACCAAAGAACAUAGAUUUAUCUGAAGAUAGAACAGAUUUUACUUUCGAUCUGGAAGACGGUUUAGAAGGAUUAUUAAAAGAAUUAGGGAUUAUAAGAGAAGCCUUAGAACAAUUAAGAGAUAAUCCGAAUAUUCUUACAACGUUGGCUAAAAGAUUAAACAAGUUACAAGCUCAAGGUAUAGAUGAUGAAGUUGUUAGAGACAAAAUGAAAAAUGAACUCCGUAAGUUUAUGGAUGACUUGGGUGUUACACAGGAAUUGAUCGAUGAAUUGGUAGAUGAGUUAAUGAAUCAAGUAGACGACACUGUACGUACAAGCCAGUUGGCAAUCAAUAAUAUUGAUGAGCUCCAUGAAAUCGUAGUGGAUUGGUUAAACAAAUUACCCGGUAUAGACCAAGUAGAUAAGGCAAAAUUUGACAAAGUUAGUCGGGAUCUUGUGAAUGGAAUCAAAGAAGCGAAAGAAGAAGGUAGUGAGAAUAUGGAGAGUGAGAUAUUUGGUCGUAUAGACGAGGCAGAUCUGCCCAUAGAAGCUGAGACGAUACGUAAACAUAUACCGGAUCUUAUAAAGAAAAUAGACAUGUGGCCUUCGAAUAAAAUCUAUAAUCAUGAAACAAAAGAAGCAUUAAUCGAGGAAAUUUAUCAAAUUAUUGAUUCAUCAAAAAUAGCAGAGGAAAAGAAGCAAUCAAUUAAAAACAGGGUCCAAAAGAUUAUUGAUAGUCAUGUAAUGAAUGCAUCAAGUUUAGACACACGCCAAGUGCAUGAAUAUCUCAAAGAUGCAUUAUCGGAUGAUGUCGAGAGAGCUAUGUCCGAAGAAGGUAUAGCUUCUGACAGUCAACCAGAUUUAUUGAAUAAAUUAACAUCAGCAGUGAGCAGGAAUUACUUCAAAUCCUUCAUUGGACUCGACAGGCAUUUGGCAUCUGAUUUGAAGGAAUCUGCAGCUAAAUUCAUCAGGGGUGCUCUAGAUGAUGUUCCAAUGAACGGACGUAGAAAGAAAGAAUUGAUUGACGAAGUGAAAACUACGCUAGACAGAGAUAUUAAUAAACCUUUACCCGAUGACAUAGAAGACACAAUUACUGAAGAAAUUUGUGGCAUUGUUGAAGCAUCGCCGGUUAGAGACGAUGAUAAUAUUGCGAGAUAUCUAAAAUGCUUAUUGUCAUCAAUUUCAGCGAAAGUAUUUGAUAUGUUCACGUGUAAGAAUAACUGUGUCUGCCAUAUACAGAAUCGAGUAGAGAAUGACGUAUGUGAACUCAUAGAUAGAUGUCCAAUGGAUUGUAAUAAAAAACGGGACUUAAAAAGAAAUGUACAAGAUAUACUGUCUGAGAAUGAGUUUCGCGAGAUCUCAGACGAUGCAAAACAAGCAGUGAAGGGUGAUAUCAUUAGUGUUGUUAGUGACUUAUCGAUACCCGAAGAUAAAAAGAACUAUUUGAGAAGUAGCGUCAGUGAAACUAUAUCACAAGACUUUGGCGACGCCAUAUUUGGUCUGAGACAUGAUAUAGGUAAAGUGAAACACAAAAUAUUUAACCAUCUAACCAAUGCUAUCGAGAAAGCACCAAUGAGUUUGGACUCCAAAGAAUAUUUUCACACUAAACUCAAACGCAUGUUGAAUGAGAAAUUAGAUACUACUCUCACAAAUGAAGAAAAGAACACAAUUUUAGAUGAUGUUUCUGAUAUCGUUGAAGAUGUUCUACCAGAAGAUAAAAAAGCAAAACUAAGAAACAAAUUAACGAAUAAACUAGAAUCUGAAGACAGUGGUAACGUUUUCACAGAUGAAAUUAAAACAUCGUUAGAUCAAAGUAUAAAAGAUAUAAUAGACAACGCUUCUAUACCUCAAGAUACUAAGAACGAUUUAAAAAAGCAAUUAACAGCAAGUCUUGAUAAUAAUCGAGGAGAGUCACUGUCGGAAGUUAGAAAUGAAAUAAAAGGAAAAAUGUUUGAUAUUAUUGAUGAGUCACCACUGGUAGAGGAUAAGCAGAGAGCGUUAAAAAAGGAGCUGGUUAAUUUACUGACAAACAAAAUGGGAGGAACGUCAAUCGAACACAUUGGAAUGGAUGACUAUAAAAGAAAGAUUACAAAUGACAUAAGUGAACUGUUUGCAAAACUUCCUAUAAGCGAAGAUGAGAAAGGUGAUAUCAAAUAUCAAAUUAGCAAGAAAGUCUCCGAUGCUAUUUACAGACCAUUAACUGAUGAGGUGAAAACGAAAAUUAAAAAAGAUAUAAAUGAAAUCGUAAAAGAAACGGGUGUUCCUGAAAAAGAACUAGCGCAGUUUAAACCAAAACUAGACGCAGUUUUAAAAAUAUAUCUAGAUGUAACCCCUGACACGGACAAAGACCUGGAUGUUAUAAAAGAAGAGGUCAAACAACACUUUAGUCAAGCCAUUGAGGAACUACCAAUAACGAAUGAUAAAAAAAGAAGUUUGAAAAUUAAGCUAAAAGAUAUACUUGUUAACAAUAUUGAUCGCAAAAUGACAGAUGACAUACAAGAAGACAUAAAUAAAGAAAUCGGAAGUAUUAUAGACAAUUCAAGUAUCCCUGAGAAAGUACCAGAAAGUAAGGUUCUUGAUAUGAAGGAUGAAGUAGCUGAUAUCGUCACUGGACUGCAUUUAGACGAAUACAUGCGCGAAUAUGUAGUCAAAGAUUGGAUAAAAGAACUACUAACAAAAAAUUUAGAAGAUGUCGUUAACACAUUUCCCACUGAUACUAAAAACAAAGUAAAACUUAAGAAAGAUAUAGAGAAAGCGUUAGUUCACAGUUUAUACCUACCUAUGACGGACACAAUAAAAACUAAUAUAAGACGAGAUAUAAUCAAUGCGGUUGAUAAAAUGGGUAUUGAUGAGGAAGAAAAUGGUGAAGUCAAGAGGCGAUUGUCAUCCGCGAUAUCAAAAGGUAUGGACAAAAAAAUGUCUGUAGGCAAAGACCUAGAUCAAAUAAAAUCAGCCUUGCAACAAAUAAUCAAAGAAGGAAUCGAGAAUGCACCAAUACCAGAAUAUACACAAGACUUGUUAGCACAAGAAACUGAAGAUAUUUUAAACGAAAAUCUAAUCCAACCAAUAACAGAUGAAAUGAAAAGUAAUAUACACGAUCAAAUAGAACUUAUAAUAGAAGAUGCUAAAUUUGAUAACGAAAAAUAUGAGAAAAAAUUAAUAAGCACCAUUGAAAAAAAUCUAAGAGACAUAAGAUCAAGAAUAAAAGGCGAUUUAGAGGCAAAAAAGGCGAAGGAAAUAAUGCUAGAGAAGGUGAGACAAAAGAUUGAUGAGUCAACUAUUGAUAAACAAAAGAAAUUAGAACUGAAAUCUAAUUUGGAUAAAACAAUUUCCGAUUACUUGGGAAUGCCUUUCGAGGGUAAAGUACGUGAUGAUUUUCAAGCAGAUAUAGACAAAAUAGUCACUGAAAUUACUUCACCUGGGGCUGGAGACAAAAGACCUAGAAGAAUAUCUAUCAGCGUUGACGAAACUGCCGAAGGAGAAAUACAGGAUCAGGAACUAACAAAAUAUAUACGUAAUCUAGAAAACGAAACUCAAGAAAAUAUUUUAACAGAACUCAAAAAGGCUAUAGAUGGCGCGCCGAUAUACGCAGAUAAAAAGAGAGAAGCUAAGAAAAACCUUUUAAAUAUUGGAAAAGAAUACUUUAGUAAACCAUUGGCAGAAGAGAGUCUUAGAGAUUUAAAAGAUGAUUUAAUUGAUAUUCUUGAUGAACUACAAUUACCGAAGGAUACAAGGGCUAAAAUGCUUCAACAACUAUCUAACUUAGUUGACGAUCUAUCGAAAAGUAAAUCAGUUGACUCCCAAGAAACUGUUAAAGUUAAUGUGUUACAUGCGAUAAAAAAUACUGUGAAUUAUGCAACGAUACCUAAAGAUAAAAAGCUUGAACUGAAAAACCAACUUGUAGAUAUGGCUGUUAGGGUGUUCAAUACUACACCGUUGGAAGACAUACUAGAUGCUCUUCAAGACGGAGCCAGUGACAUUCUUGAUGACUACCCUUUAAUAAGAGAUAAGAAGACCAAAUUGAGACGUGAUUUGGAAGAGAGUAUUGAAGAACAUUUAGGUUUAUCUGAAUAUUAUUAUCCAAAUGUACAGACAAGAUUUUCUAGAGGUAUAAUACCGAACUUUUACGUUCAAAGAGAAGAGAGAACGUCACUGCUGACAGAAGAAAUUAAUAGAAACAAGUUAAGAAAGAGUAUACUCCAAGGUAUCGAUGAAGUUAUCAGCAAAUCUCGUCUUCCCUUGAGGAAAAAAGAUAAUUUAAAAGAAAAAAUAAGUAAAACAAUAGAUAAAGCUGUUAGGACGUCAGUUCCUAAAGAUUUGGAAGUAGAUUUGAAAGACAGUAUUUGUGAUGUAGUUGACGAAGUACUAAUGUUUGAUUCUGACAAGUAUAAAGUUAGAGAUGAUUUAACAAACAUAAUAGAUCAAAGAAUGGAUGAUGUUCGAAGGUUUACGAAUGAUGAUAACGAUACAGAUGGGAAACGGCUGCAAAGCUUUUUCCGUAAUCUUGAAAAGGCUUUAAAUGACGCGCUAAUGCCUAUAUCAAAAAAGAACACACUAAAGAACAAAUUGAAAAUCUUAUCCGAUACUGGCUUCAAACCACCAUUCUCUAAAGCUGCUCAAAAUAUUAUAAUAGAGGGAGUUGAUGAGAUUUUAGAAGAGUUGCUUUCAAAAGACGCAAGGAAGAAAAAUAGAAAGGAAUUACGAGAUAUAAUAGGUACAAGCAAAAACAAACAAAUAGUGCAAGAACAGAUAACACUUAAAAAAACUAAAGUUUUUCCUAUUAAAAACACUGGAGCGACACCACCAGAUGACAACAUAAAAGACAAUGAACCUAAAACAAUACAUGAUUUCUUCAAAGUAAUUGAGAAUGAAAUCAGUGAAUCUCAUGUCUUUAGGAAGAAAAAAGCCGAAUUGAAAAUUAAUUUGCACAAAAUGGCUAACGAUUUUUUCGACAAUUCUUGGUCUGAAGAUGUUAAAGACGAUUUGAAACGUGGGAUCAGUAAUAUACUGGACGACUUACUCAUAAGCAGAGCUAGGAAACAUAAACUGAAAUCGCAUUUAGAAACAUUAAUUGAUGAACCGCCAGUGACUACCAGUCUAGAACCAUGGAAAGAGGUGAAAGACUUGCAAAAAUAUCCUCUAGAAAUAUUUUUCCAUAAACUUGAAGAAAUAAUAGACGAAAAUCCAGUCCCUGUUAGAAAAAACAAGUUACUGAAGAAAAAGCUAAAAGAUUUGUCUACUCCAGGCUUUAAACAACCAUUUACUAGAAAGCAGAGAAAUGCUGUAUAUGACAUCUUAGAUGCGCUACCGUUGUCAAACCAGGAGAAAAAUAGAUUUAUAAAAGAAUUAGCUAGUAUUUUUGGUGUAGUUUGGACUAAGGGUAAAGAAAGCGAUAGAUCAAAAUCUCUUUCAACAUAUAAAGAAGAUAGAUUUGAAAUUACGGAUGAAGAGAAAUUCGAAGAUUUCCUUCAUAAAUUUGAAGAGAUUAUAGAUGAAAACCCGCUUCCUGAAUACAAAAAGAAAGUGCUGAAGAGAAAACUGAAAGAGUUAUGCACCCCAGCGUCUAGGAAACCAUUUAAUAAACUAUGGAGAAAUGGAGUUCAUAAUAUUUUAGACGUCCUAACGUUAUCUGAGGAUGAAAAGAAUGAUGUCUUAAGAGAAUUAGGUAACAUCUUAUGUGUUGAUCUAAGUACGGAGAACGAAAUCGAAAAAUCAACGGCUUUGCAAAUACGUACUGCUAAACCUGAUUACAAAGAAUCUAGCAAACUGUUUCUAUUAGACGAACGUGUGAUAACUAAAGCGAGAGAGAGCAUAGUGAAAAAUAUUGAACGGAAAAUCAAAGAAACAUUCAUGUCUGGGUCAAAGAAAGCGAUAUUGAUGGGAAGAUUACAAAAGUUAGCGUCUAAUGAACUGCAGAAGCCUUUGUCUGAGAGCGCACAAGAGACCGUGAGAGAAGAAGUAGGGGACAUCAUAAAUAAACUGCCUAUAGAUGAGGCAGAAAAAGACGAUCUAAUGCAGAUGGUUGAAGAAAAUAUUGAGAUUUUAAAAGACCUUAACAGAGACGAUGACAAUUCACACAAACAAAUUCAAGAAAAUAUUUCUACCGCACUUGAUAAUAUUGUGAAUAAAACGCUGAUAAUUGAAGAUAAGAAGAAAUAUUUAAAGAAGAAACUUAGAAAGUUAGUUGAGAAAACGUUUGAAGAAGCGUUACCUGACAAUGUUCAUGGUGCUCUUAUAGAUGGUGUCAAUGAUAUUGCCAAUGAAGCAGGACUAGCCAAAGCUAAGAGGGACAAACUAAAAGUUGUAUUAAUGGAAGCUAUCGAUGAUAAUAUCGGAGACUUACGAGACGAUGAAAUAGAUACAACUGAAGACAGUAGGGAUAGUAAUACACGUUCAGGGCCGAUGAGACAAAUUAAUGAUACUAAAACAAGAACCAUAGAUAUUAGUACUGACUUAGCUCCAUUUGAUGAAUCUGAUGCUUUUGGAACAAAAACUAAAAGAGACAGAAGGUACGCGGUAUCGCCACCAGGUGGACUUCGUCAAACCGAGAGAAGAUUUGAAAAUCGUAGUAAAGAUUCGAUGCCAUUACAAAUGAAAUUACUAGAAGCAGAAGAUAAAGUGUUGCGAGGGGAAACAAUAGGGAUGGAAACUAAUCCAAUGUUUUAUAGAAGAAAUAUCUUUGAUAAAUACGCACCGCCAACAGAGGAAGCACAGAAAUUUAAAAGAAAAAGUGCAUUGAAGUCUCGUGAUGAGAAAACUAAUAAAAUGCCUAUACUGCACAUGGAGCUUGAUUCUGAGACUUUGGACGAUGUGGCUACUGAUAAUCUUUUAUCGGUUGCCGAAGAUAGUAAAGACGAUGACACAGCUGACUUGAUAGAAGAUAUUCCACUAGAUAAGGCUAAGAAACAUGAGUCAGCUGAUGCAGAAAAUGAAAGAUCAUUAAAACUACCUGGGAAGCGAUUAACCAUAGAACAAGCACAGAUACAAAGUAUACUAAAUACACUCGAAACGCCAAUAGACGACUCACAAAUUACUACAAGACAAAAAGACAAUUUGAAAGAAAAACUAAAAAUCAUGUUUACUAAGAAUUACAGAAUACCACUAACAGACGAUUUAAAAGAUGCCUUGAAAGCUGAAAUUAAUGUUGUAUUAAAUGAAAUGCCCUUGACUAAUUACAAGAAAAAUAAAUUAGAGUAUGAACUGUUUCAUUCAUUAGAUUCUUACUUGAAUCGGCUACAAAGAAACAUGAAAUAUCUUGGACAUUGGAUAAGUAAUCAAAGAGAAAGCAAUGAAUUUAAAAUAACAGAUAACAACCCAAAAUCAAUAGAAGAUUUGUUUAAAAUAAUUGAAAACCAAAUCGAUGAAUCACCAAUCUUAAGACGGAAAAAAGUUGUAUUGAAAAAUAAUUUGCAAAAAAUAGCUGAAGGGUAUUUGAACAAAUCUUCUUCAAAGCGUAAUAAAGAGGACUUGCACAGUGGAAUCAGUAACAUACUGAACAACUUACCCAGCAGUGAAGCUGAGAAAGACAUUCUAAAAAAUUAUAUGAAAAAGUCCUUUGACAAUCGUACAGAGACUUUCAGCUGUCAAGGGUCUUGGAGGGAAGAGAAAGGCGUAGAAAAACAUCCUCUAGAAAUAUUCUUCCAUAAACUGGAACGAAUUAUAGAUGAUAAACAAGUACCUCUGGCGAAAACCAAAGAAGUAAAGAAAAAACUGAACGAUAUAUCCUCUCAAGGUUUUAAACAACCAUUAACUGGGCAACAGAGAAAUGCCAUUUAUGAUAUCUUACACAUUCUACAAAUACCAGAAGAAGAAAAGAACAGACUGUUCAAAGAAUUUGCUGACAUUUUAAAUGUAGAUUGGAAUAUGGGUAAAGAAAGUGGUAAAAUAAACUCUACAUCAUAUACUGUUAAACAAAGUCUUAGGAAUCCUAGAAGUCCGUCCUUAUAUGACCAAGGUAUUAUAACAAAAGCCAGAGAUAGGAUAGUGGCAGAAGUAGAGCGAAAGAUCGAGGAGACACCCAUGGCUAUAUCGAAGAAAAUGAAAUUGAUGGAGAGGCUAGAAACGAUAGCUUCUGACAAUCUACAGGGACCUCUAACUGAAGGCAUGAGAGAUUAUGUAAUAAGAAAUAUAAGAGAUAUCAUACAACAAUUGCCUAUACAUGCAGCUGACAAAUAUGAACUUACACACAAGGUUGAUUUAAAUAUUAAGAUUAUAUGUGAUAAAAGUCAAGAACUGAGAGAUAGAUCAAUGGAAAAUCCUGAGGAAAGACGGACGAGCCAGACAACAAAGGGCUUCGAUGAAAAUAAAGCACGAUAUAAAAAAUAUGAUGCAGAAACUAUUGCAAUAAACGAAAUCGAUGCAUUUAACGCUAGAUUUAAAAGGGUCAGUAGAGAUUCAACGCCAGCGGAUGAUAACUACAGAACAUUUGGAGAAAAUUAUGAUUAUUAUAAAACUAACCCUAGAUCGAGUACAUCGACAAAAACAAAUGAUAUGUUUAACCCGAGAGAGAGUAUCGUACAAAUGAUUGAACAUAAGCGGUCUCGAGGCAAGUGCAGUCGAGAUUCGGCAGUACAGAAUGAUGAUGGUGACGAUCAUCAAACACAAGACGGAAAAUUUAAUACAACUACAACAUCUACAGACGAACCGGAUAAAUCGCACAAUACAAGUCGCAGAUCUUCAACAAGGGAUCCUGAAACCAGGAAACAUGCAAGAGAAAAUAUAGUGCAUGAAUUCGAACAUAAAAUCAAAGAAGCUUCCAUAUCUAGAAAGAAAAGAACAGAACUACUAGAGAAAUUAGAAAAAGUGUCAGAUAGUAUGAAGACACCUUUCUCGGAAUCACAUAAGAAUCACGUUAUCAAUAAUCUAAAUGAAAUCGCAGAACAAUUGCUAAUAGAAGAAGCAGACAGAAAUGAGUUAACGCGCAUUAUUAAUGAGAAUAUAGAGUGUCUAGUUGAUCCUAGUAUUAGAAAAAAAGAAUUAAAACUGCUAGAAAAAACUAGGGAAGAUAAUAUUCAUGGAUUCGAUGAGGUUACAGAUAAAGCACUAAUAUCCUCAAAAGUAAAAACGCAAUUGAAGAAAAUUUUAAAAGAAUUGAUCCAUUCAACUUUUCACGAACCGACAGAUACUUCUCCCAUUUCACCAGAGGAACUUAAAUAUGGCAUUUAUGAAGUUUUAAAUACGUUAAUAACUUCAAAAAAUAAGAAAAAUAUUUUGAGAGAUGAAUUAUUUAAAGUAGUCGACGAAAAUAUAGAAAAAUAUUUAAUUGAACUGAGAAAGUUGCAGACCGGCAGGGGAACGAGUGCUGGGGAAAUCAAAGAAUCGAUAAAAAAGUCCGUCGAACAAUCAGCUAUCGGGGAUGAUAUCAAACGUAAAAUUCAAAGAGAAAUUAGUGAAAUGUUGAACUCCGAGCUGUGGGACCAAGAAGAUUUUCUCGGAAAUGAAGACGACGACAGAAGCAUUACAGGCCUUAUGGUAACAUUUGAUCUUGAUCCUAAAUAUGAAUCAGAUUUAAGAGCAGCGGAAGAUGAAUUGGCAAGAGUAAUCCGCGAGGGAGGCGAUGUUGAGGCUGCUAAAGAAAGGCUCAUUAAAAAGAUAAUGGAGGAUACAGGUUUAUCAAGAGAGCAAGCUGCAAAACUAGUUAACCAGCUAGAAGCAAACGCAAGCAAAGGUGACAAAGAUGACGUUCAGAAUAUUAUUGACGCCUUUAACCUAGAUCCUAAAUAUGAAAAAGAAUUAAAAGGGAUCGAAGAUGAAUUAACAAGAGUAAUGCUCGAGGGAGGUGACGUAGAGGCUGCGAAAGAACGUCUCAUUAAAAAGAUAAUGGAUGAAACAGGACUAUCAAGAGAACAAGCGACUGUACUAGUUAAUAAACUACAAGCAAAAGCUAAUAAAGAAAAUAAAAACUUUAAAGCCCUCACUGAUGCCUACAAUCUCGAUCCAGAAUAUGCAGCUGAGUUAAAAAAAGCGGAAGAUGAAUUAGCAAAAGUUUUACUAGAAGGAGGUGACGUAGAGGCUGCAAAGGAGAGGCUUAUUAAAAAAAUAAUGGAUGAAACAGGUCUACCGAGAGACCAAGCCGCUGAACUAGUCAAUAAGCUACUAGAGAAAGCUAAUAAAGGUGGCAAAGGUGGCAAGAGUGAGGCCUUAACUAAGGCAUUUAACCUGGAUCCCAAAUAUGAAAAAGAAUUAAAAGGCAUUGAAGACGAAUUAGCAAAAGUAAUCCUUGAGGGAGGCGACGUAGAGGCUGCAAAAGAGAGACUUAUUAAAAAGAUAAUGGAUGAAACAGGUCUAUCGAGAGACCAAGCCGCUGCACUUGUAGAUAAACUGCAUGCAAACGCUAAUAAGGAUGCCAAUGAUAUAGAAAGCCUAGCGAAGGGCUUUAAUCUUGAUCCUGAACAUGCAAAAACAUUAAAAGACGUUGAAGAAGAAUUGAAAAAAAUAAUGCUCGAGGGAGGUGACGUAGAGGCUGCGAAGGAGAGACUUAUUAAAAAGAUAAUGGAUGAAACAGGUCUACCAAGAGACCAAGCCGCAGCACUAGUAGAUAAACUACAUGCUAAAGCUAAUGAAGAUAAUAAAGAGAGGCUUAAGGGCCUUGUUCAAGCCUUUAACUUGGAUCCUAAACAAUUAAAAGAUGUAGAAGAUGAAUUAGCAAAAGUUAUCCGCGAGGGAGGUGACGUAGACGCUGCGAAGGAGAGAAUGAUUAAAAAGAUUAUGGAUGAAACAGGUCUACCGAGAGAGCAAGCCGCUGAAUUAGUUAAUAGGCUAUAUGCAAAAGCUAAUGAAGACAACAAAAAAGGACCUAUUGACCUUAUUCAAGCCUUUAACCUAGAUCCUAAAUACGAAAAAGAACUAAAAAGUGUUGAAGACGAAUUAGCAAAAGUUAUUCUAGAAGGAGGUGACGUAGAGGCUGCAAAGGAAAGAAUGAUUAAAAAAAUAAUGGACGAAACUGGUCUAUCGCGAGAACAAGCCGCAGCGCUAGUAGAUAAACUACAUGCAAAAGUCAACACAGAAAACCAAGGUAAGUCUGAGACUCUAACUAAAAUGUUUAAUCUAGAUCCUAAAUAUGAAAAAGAAUUAAAAAGUGUUGAAGAUGAGUUAACGAGAGUUAUCCUCGAGGGAGGAGACGUAGAGGCUGCGAAGGAGCGGCUCAUCAAAAAAUUAAUGGACGAAACAGGUCUUACGAGAGAGCAAGCCGCUGAAAUUGUUAAUAAACUACAUGCAAAGGUCGACACAGACACCAAAGAUAAUUUAAGCGACCUAACUAAGACUUUUAACCUGGAUCCUAAAUACGAAAAAGAACUAAAAAGUAUGGAAGAUGAAUUAGCAAAGGUAAUCCUUGAGGGAGGUGAUAUAGCAGCCGCAAAAGAGAGACUGAUUAAAAAGAUAAUGGAUGAAACAGGACUAUCAAGAGACCAAGCCGCCGCACUAGUAGACAAACUACAUGCAAAUGCUGACAAAGAAAACAAAUACAUUAACUCCCUUACAGACACAUAUAACCUAGAUCCUGAAUAUGGAAAAGAAUUGAAAGCAAUUGAAGAUGAAUUGGCAAAAGUUAUACGCGAAGGAGGAGACGUAGACGCCGCAAAAGAGAGACUUAUUAAAAAGAUAAUGGAUGAAACAGGUCUAUCAAGAGAGCAAGCUGCUGAACUAGUAGACAGACUACAUGCAAAAGCUAAUGAAGAUAAUAAAAAAAGACUUAAAGCCCUUGUUCAAGCCUCUGACUUAGAUCCAAAGUAUAAAAGUAGUAUAGAAGAUGAAUUGGCAAAAGCAAUCCUCGAAGGGGGUGACGUGGAAGCUGCGAAAGAGAAACUCAUUAAAAAGAUUAUGGAUGAAACAGGACUAUCAAGAGAGGAAGCUGCUGCACUAGUUAAUGGGCUACAUGCAAAGAUCAAGGCAGACACCAAAGAAAUGGAAGACGGAGCUGGCUUACCAUCUACAAAGACUCUAAAAGCCUUCCAAGAUUCACUGAUACGAGAAAUGGACUCGUUCCUCGGCCCAUUUGAUAUGCCUAAAGAAGUAAAAGAAAAACUGAAAAAGACUCUACUGAAUGAAUUAGAUAAACUGCUUAAAAACAAAACUGAUCCGGAUAUAAUAAUGCAACAUUUGAUAGCGACGAUAAAAAGGUUAACGAAUUUGACUGAUGAAGAGGCUGUGGAGCUAGCUCGAAGGCUUAUGAAUAAGACUAAGGAAAAAGGGUUUCUCCCUAAAGUCUGUUGCCCAAAACGCCUGUCGUUUGCUAGCGAUGCCGUUUGCGUCCAGAGGAAAGCCUUCAGAGACGCCAUUUUGAGAGAAAUUGGUGAUGGAUUCUUUGGGUGCCACUUAUCAGAAGAGAAGAAGAAAUAUUUGGAAGAUUUGUUGAUAGAAGACUACGCUAAAGAGUAUGGCAUCACCCUCACUGAAUGUUGUAUUACAGGUGAUGUAGGAAAUGAGAAUGAUAUAACAACAAUAGUUAACGAUUGGAUUAGUACAAUACCAGUCACCAUGAGGAGUGAUCAAGAUUACAACAGAUUCGUGCAACAAAAGAACGAAUUAAUACCAAAAAUCAUGCAGUCUUUACCUGCUAGUGACUACGGCUCGAUUAGAGAAGAUGCCAAGACCUUCCUACUGAAGAUACCUUUACAUCCUGAUUAUAAAGAAAGUGAAGAACAGCAGGAUAAUAAGGUGGAAGACCUUAUAGACAGGUUUCUGUGUUUACCACCAAAAGCUAAAGGACACCGGUAUGGGAUGAGCUUCAGUGGCCUAACUGACUACAUAGACUCCUGGAUAGACAACUUACACAUUUCCGAUGACACAAGAGACGAAGAAGGAAUAAAGGAUAUGAAGAAGGAUAUGACGUACAGCCUAGUACACAAACUAGGGGAAAUGAAUAUUGAUCCAGAAAUAUUCAACGAUGACUCGCUAUAUGAAGAGGUACUAAGGGAUGAGCUACAGAAUAUGCUGGGUGAUGUCACUAUAACGGAUGCAAAUAUUAAAGCUCUCAAAGAUGAUCUGAUUGAUAAAGUAAAAUCUGCACAACAGAGAGCUCAUGAUGAGAUUAUAGGACAGAAUUAUAAGCACAAGUUACGCAACGCAAUGGCUAAUAUACUGCCAGCCGCAUGUGCAAUGUCGAAAGAAGAAAAUGCGGCUAUGGAACUUUUAAAAGAUCAACUAGCUGACGCGUACAUAGAUUUGAAUUAUGCAGGCGAUGAUGAAAAUCAUAGAGCACUUCUGAAAAGGAAAAUAACGAAUGAGAUUCACAUGUUUUGUAAUGACUAUUUGAGCUCACACCCUGCCUCACCUCUGAGUAAUAAACAACUUAACCAUGAGCUUUUCAACGCUUUGACUAGUGUACCGAUGCCUUCAGGAGAUUCUAUCCGAUAUGAAGUAGAACAAGCAAGAAUUAGAGAAGUAAUAAAUGAAUGGAUCAAAGAAUUGCCACUAGAAUACCAAAGCCCAUACGAGCUCUUAGCCAGAAACAGACUAAUUUACGUUCUAUCGAAGAAAUUGUUUGAUAUCGAAACUACAGUUGAAGAUUCACCGGACGAACCAAUGAGAAAGGAAAUAAUGAAAUUCUUACACAAAAUGCCAUUGAAAUCUGGAAAUGAAGACAACAACUUCGCAGAUAAUUUAAUAGAGAAACUAAAUGCAACAAAAGAAUCGAGAAGAUUUGAGGAUAGCAUCGAUGAAACUGAUGCAUCUGGAAAUAUCUGUGAUGUGUCAUGUCCUACCCAGGGUAAAGGUGGCGCGUCUUCGAAGUAUAGAAAGACAGCCAUGACGCAAGAAAGACCCUGUGCCAAACGCUCCACGUUCCCACCGUGCACUCUCAGCGCUGAAGACAAGGCUCACUUGGACAAAAUAAGACGUAGAUCAUGCGUAACACCAAAUUGCGUUAAGCAAAUAUUAAAAAAUGACAAAUGCACUGCCGCGGUUGGACCGCAGCCAAUGGACGCGGAAAGCCAAACAGAACUGAGGACGCAAGGCUUUGAAAAGGAUAAACAAUCAAUUUGCACAGGAACCAAUGAAAACAUGACCAGACCGUGUCCUGGUAUGUCUAGUUCACCACAUAGGUCUCCGUGCGGGUUCAGAAGGCAUACUGUGUCUGGUUCCAGACUAGACCGUGAGGAUCAGGAAGAAGUUCUGCCGCAAGUAGUCGUAAAGAAGUACCACUGGGAUUCUGCUGACAAGUCCAACUUCCAGGACUCAGAAUCACAAAAAGCUCGUCCCCCUUGUUCUGCUUCCUUUUCACCGCCCAGACCUGGAACCUGUCACCCUCAAGACUCCCCCUACCAGCGGCCAGCACCCUGCCAACGUCCUAGCACGCCUCCUUAUCAUCGGAAACAGGAGUCUGUGCCCUGCCAAGCUGGCACACCGCCCUACAAAAAAUCAAGCCAAUCCCCCUACCACCGUGACUGUUAUAAACACGACUAUGAAGAACAAUCCACCAGCCCUCACAGAGUCCCUUGCAACUACGAUCACUCAAUUGCUCAGGGCCCCGAAACACAACCCAAAAAGCCUGUGGGCCGCUUCUAUCAUUGGUCUCCGCAGAGAUCGUUCGACAGAGAGAGAAUCUCUCAAUCUUCGCAACGAUCGACCCCACACUCCCGGUCUCCUGCGCAGAGUCCCUGCAUGAGCCGAGCUCAAUCGCCGUAUGGAAUGAAUCACGAAUCCACACCACUAAGCUGUUCUAAUAGAGUGAAAAGAAACGGUCUUCAAGAGCAAAUACCUUGUAUUAACAGUAGACCGUCCAGGAAGGAGAGAGUCACCGAGUUAGGAUCUUUGGAUGACAUACAGCAUCCGAGGGCAAAGAAAAAUAACAGUAGUUUUGACUGGCCUUGUGGUCAGAAUCCGGAAGACGAUAGCUUUUGGGGUACACCUUGCAUGAGGCGCGUGAUCUUGGAUGAAGGACAAGACGAGCCUGAUGAGAUGAUGGAGAGGGAAGAAAGAGAAGAAAGAGAAGAGAGAGUGACUUGUAAGUGCAAAGAGAGGGUUCACCCCAAGGCCAUGAGGAGCAGCUGUAUGCAGUCCUGCCGCGAUAAGGACGGCCGUAGUGGGAACAACAUGCAACACCGCUGCUCCAAAUGCUGCGGCAUGCACUGUCCCUUUCCUAGCUUCCUGUAUUUCAGAGAGUAAGUGGUGUGUUGUCCUUUUUGUUGUGAUGUUAUUUUUACUUAAAUAAAACCAUUAAAAUUAAAAA